Molecule: messenger RNA, 4510 nt
Organism: Lytechinus variegatus (green sea urchin)
Lineage: Eukaryota; Metazoa; Echinodermata; Echinoidea; Temnopleuroida; Toxopneustidae
Exons: 2
Coding region: 224-4510 (1428 amino acids)
Biological process (GO): protein deubiquitination
Molecular function (GO): cysteine-type deubiquitinase activity
Source: RefSeq, a predicted model, not a curated record
CACACAAGUGUGCAUCAUUGACAAAAUACAGACUAAUAAAUUGUGUCGCCCUUCAGGAAACUAGAAGUUGUCAUAAAGCAUUGUACUUUGAAGAUAUAUAUUGUAAAAUAGAUACAGAGUGGUUUGUGAAAUCCUUAUAAGUUUUACAUUUUUGUUCGUCUACACACAAAGGUACUGAUUUGAAUAUAACUGGAUACAUUGUUAAUUGAAUAUUUUGCAUUUUAUGACUCUUGGGAUAAAGAGAUUGAAAAUGGCUGCAACUCAAUUCCGCUCUAUUGUUGAUGAGAUAUUGAACAUGCUAUCUAGUUAUACGUCGAUGAACAAUACAGAUGCUAAUGAAUGUUAUCUGUGCAUGGAUAAAAUCAGUGAAAGUGACACGUACGUAACAUGUGAGUCUUGUAGCAACCAUUUUCAUGUGACAUGUGAGGGAUACUUGUACAAUGAAAAACUUGCUGAUCAGAGAUUGAUUUGGAUUUGCCCAUGUUGUGCUCAUAGCAACUUUGGUGAUCGAAUAUUUGACCAAGUUUGUAUACCAUCCCAUUAUAACAGAUAUGAGCCUCUCAUGUUAGCAGAUGGUGAUGAUGACACUGACGAGAAUAUGGAAACCUUGAAAAAGUCAAGACGAGUAAGGAGAGCAAAAAAGAGGUUUAAUAAAGUAAAAAAGAGUGCAGUGUUUGCAGAGCAAUGUAGCAGACGUGAAAACGGUUUUACAAACAAUCUGUGCCAUUUGGUAGAUCAAAACUUGGUCAGUGAAGAAAUCGACGGUAAUUGGAUAAAAGUGCAAUGCAAAAAAACAAAAUUGAUGGCAAAAAAAACAGAAAGAACAACACAUUCAAAUUUAGAUGAACAAAAUGAACAGGGCAAAAGAAAGAAAAGAUCUGGUAAUGGUGUAUUGUUAGAACCAGGUGUAACCUACAUUGGCAAAGCUUUCAAGAGAUUUUAUGGUAGUUGUGAAAGAAAAAUCAAAGAACAAAAAAAAGAGUAUGAGGUGGACAAGAAAAUGGAAAACAAAGAAAAAGACAUCAAUGUGCAAUCCUAUGUUGAAACUUUAUUGAAUAUUUAUACUUGUACUGUGAAAUCACCACUUUCCAUGAAGUUUUACAAUGAAGCCAAUGAGGUAAUUGAUACAAUGAAAAAUCAAUCUUAUGCUCGUGUAACAAGUUGUUUGUCUGCAUUGUCAAAAGCAAGUUUGACUAAGCACUUGAACCCAAAGACGUGUAUUGUUGUGGAAAAGAUGCAAAAUUUGAGAAGAUACAGAGUUUAUGCAGGUGGUAGAAAAGGAAGAAAUCAAAGAAGAAACAUGAAAGGUCAGUUCACAAAAGUGAAUCAAAGUGAUGAUAAUUGCUCUGAUGUUUCAAAGAUUCCAAAGAAAGAGGUCAGAACAGAAUCUAACAAAGAUAUGAUUGAGAAUAAUGUAAAUUGUAAGGAAGACCCAGUGGCUCAUCAGGUGAACAGUUUUGGUAAAUCAAUGACAGCAGGCAAAGUUGAAGAAGAGUUGACAAACAGAAAUGUAGAUCAAUAUUUACACAUAAAUUCUAAUGAGAGUGCAUGUGUCACAGAUGAGGUUUGUAAACAUAUGUCUAGUAAAGAAACCAUGAACAUCCCAGAUAGAGUAAGCCAAGUUGAACCACAGAACGAUCUUGAAGAAAAUGAGAGUGGUAGUGAUAUCGACAUUGACACACCUAUCAAACGCAAUCGUGGGAGAAAUUGCAUAGAAUCUGAUUCAGACACAAGUGUUGAAGAUGACGUCCUACUGAUCAGUUCAUUUGAAAGUGAAAGGUCAUGUCAGUACAUUGAUACACAGCAUGUACGUGAUGAAACAUGUCGCAUUGAAAUUGUCCCAGAUGCAGGAUUGAAUAAAAAUACAGACAAUGCAAUCUUGAAUGCAGGGGAUGAGUGUACUGAUGAUUGUUUUGCACAAAAUUCUUUGGAAUGUGGUAUGAAAGCAGCAAUUGUUCAGAAAAUAAAAGAAGAUAAUAUGCAUCCUUCUUCUAAUGAAUCAAGAGACGAAGUAGUGUUUGUAUCAGAUCUUGGAAUGUGUGAUAGGCCAGACAAAUAUUUCAAAUUUUUACCUCUUGAGACAACGGACAAACAAGCCAUUUGUAAAAAAUUAAAUAUUACCUAUACAGACAAAAGCUUCCAUGCAAAAUGGAAUAGCAAUGAGUGCAUCGGAAUUCCUUCAUGUAUUAAAAUAAUAGCUGAAGAUGGCAACUGUUUUUUUCGUGCAAUUUCAUAUGCUAUUUCUGGUACUGAAUGUCAUCAUGUCAUUCUAAGGAAUCUUACUGUGAACCAUUUAUUACAGACCAAUGAUAAGUUUAAGAGUACAUUGACAAGUGAGUUCAGAACUGUCAGAGAAUAUGUUUUGAAAAAUGGAAUAAUGGAAAAUGGAACUUGGGCUACAGACACUGAAAUGAGUGCAUUGGCAAAUUUGAUUGAUACCGAUAUCUAUUCUUACAAUGAUGAAGUACCAUGUUGGCAGUUGUACUCUGCAAGGAAACCGGGAAGAAUAAAUGUUGUUACAUCUCCUAAAGGCAUUUAUAUACAGUACACAAGAAAUGUUCAUUUUCAUGUAGUUGAAUCCGUUACUUCUGUCAGUAGUGAUUCAUCAAAGAACAUAGCAGCAAUGGAAGAUAUAAUCGAAACAGUAAAUAUGCACAUUCAACCAGUUACACAAGGAACAUUUCAUCAAGGUGAUAUGAGAUUUGGUGAUUCAGCAGGAAAGCAAUGUGUUGCCAAUUCAUUGUCUGCUUUGUUGUAUAGCAAAAUGAAAAAUGCUAAAUAUUGGAAUAGUAAUGAUUUAGAUAGGAUUUUAGUCAAUGGCAAUGAAUUGUACAGUUACAUAAGGUAUUAUGUAGCACGCGAACAAGAAUAUCUUUUAAUUUCUGAUUUACCUGAAUGCUUAGAGGCAUAUGAUGAAUUGUUUGAGAUAGAAUGCCGUGAAUCAAUACCUGGAUUGUUAGAAGAAAAUCCAAUAUUAGAAGAAUCUGUUUCAAUGCCAUUGAAACAAGCACUUGAACAAGAAUUGUGUAGCAAUUGUGAUGCAUGUUUUGUGACAUUUUCGGGAAAUGCUUUUAUCGUAAUCUGUGGUUAUGAUUCCUUCUUGAUAUUUGAUUCACAUUCUAGGAGUAGUAAAGGCUUAAUUAUUGAUGAUGGAUAUAGUAUCUUACUUCAAGCUUCAAGUUGGCAAGGUGUGUACGAACAUUGUAUGAGGUUGGCAAGAACGUUAAAAUGUUCCCCUUACACUGAAUAUGAAGUAACUAGUAUAUGUGUAAAAGCAAUAUCAUGUAGAAAUGAAACAUUGCAGAAUCAUCUGGAGUUACAAGGUUGUGCAAGUGUAGUUUGUUCAAACGCUAAUGAUGAGAGCGAUGUUGUAAUUCCUGAAUGUUCAUUAGGAUAUGAAAGCUUGAAGAAGAGUAAAAGUAAAAAGUUGAAUCAUAGUUUGACUGAAGAAGAAAUUAUUGACGAUGAAAACAUGAAUGUUACUCAGGAAUCAAAUGAAGAAAUAGAUUAUAAUGUUGAUAAUAACCAAUCAAAGUAUGUUCAUCAACCAAAAGAUUCAGAAAAUCGUAAUGGUUGGCAGAAUGUGUUUAAAGAAGUGGAUCUGAAGAAUGGCACGCAAAAUACAAGUUGUAUGUUAAGUAAAAAACGCAAAUUAAGCAAUCUUCAAAGUGAUGUUAAAGUUGUUGAUGAUGGUUAUGAAAAAAGUCAUAAAUGUAAAGUACCAAAAAAAAGUGAUAUUGAAUUGCUAUCCAUUGCUGAAAGUGAUUUUGAUGAAAAUGAUAUAGAAAUAACUGCACAAGUUCAUUCUCAGUUUUGGUUUAAACCUCUUGUUGAUAAGAUAAAAUUAGAUUGCUGUAAAAAAAUAAAUAUUGCAAAUGUUGUAACUGUAUGUUCGAUUGCAAAUUUUGUACAUAAAGAAUGUGUACCUCUUGAACAACCAAAAGACAUAAAAAAUAUCAAAAAUGAUGGAAAUUGUUUUUAUCGUGCUAUAUCAUAUUCGUUGACAGGAAAUGAAAAUUAUCAUCUUUCCAUAAGACAAGCGGUAUGUACACAUCUAAUGCAAAACCAAGAUAGAUUUGUUGGUUGUAUAAGAUCGGGCUAUACUAAUAUCUUCCAAUAUGCCUCAGAUAAGAACAUACAAGAAAAUGGUAUCUGGGCAACAGAAGUGGAAAUUUUUGUUCUAGCAAAUUUAAUUGAAAUGGAUAUCUAUAUAUAUAAUGAUGAUAGUUUGAAAUGGAGUUUAUUUUCUGGGAAAAAUGUUCAAAUUGGAAAAGAAACAUCAGUGGGUGGUAUUUAUCUAAAAAAUUCCAAUGGUAAUCAUUAUGACGUUGUUCUAUCAGUACUGUUGUCUGAUUUUAGUAAUUGUAUGUGCAGUAAUUCAUAUGAUGAAAAUAUUGCCAAAACAUAUACCGUUAAUUGUGAACAUGAGCAAGAAAGAAAGCAUGCUUUAUUAAACAAUAAUAAAGUUGUUUACAGUUCAAGAAAAAAGCGUAAUGACAAACUGUUCUAA